CGUACCUUAUCAGAAAUUGUCCCUAAUAUUUGAGUUGGUCAUACAAACCUGUAUUUGAAAACACGAGAUCGAUCUGUUCAACAAUGAUUUGUUUGGUGAUAUUCUUGCUCGGCUUAGCUUACCAAACCCUUGCCCAAGGCAACUCUCCUUUUCAUGGUAACGCUACCCAGGCGCGUCUGGUUGGAGGGUCUAGCAACGCCACGGGCCUCCUGGAGGUCCUCUAUAAAGGGGAUUGGAUGCACAUAUCGUCGACGUCAGCAAGCUACUUCACACAGACGGAGGCAAAGGUUGUCUGCAACAUGCUCGGAUACGGAAACAGUUUAACAGCAUACGCGUUUGGUCCUGGUAAUGGUAACAAAUUGUUUGGGUCGCUACAUAGUCAAGGCUUGGUGAACAUACAAUUCAACUGCCAAGGAACGGAACCGGAUUUGACGCAGUGUCGAGGAUGGUCGAACUCGUUUUCACCGUCCGCUGGUUACCAGGGAUACGACGUGGCUUUAUCAUGUGAACGUACACAGCUGCGACUGCAGGACGGCGACACGUCACAUUCCGGGCGUGUGGAGAUGUUUAUUAAGGGGGACUGGCAUUCUAUUUGCGAUACUGGUUUCGAUGAUUCCGAAGCACAAGUGGUCUGUAACAUGUUGGGUUUACACAGCACUGGCAUCGCAAAGGCUUAUAGGGGAUCUCACUUUGGGCAAGGGGCAGGCGAGAUCGUGAUUGGCUCCCUGACUUGUAAAGGUAACGAGGCAGAUAUCAUGGAGUGCAACCCCGCCUUUGAUUCCAGCUGCAACCAUCGCAACGACGCUGGUGUCAAUUGUGAUUCAACACCGGUACGCCUUGUGGACGGCCCUACUAACACGUCCGGAAGAGUCGAGGUACUGCAUGGUGGAACAUGGGGAACUAUAUGCGGCGACUCGAACUUCGACUCUAAGGCCGUACAGGUCAUAUGCCGGAUGAUUGGCGUCAAUAAUCCGCAUGCGUUUGGUUACGGAUACGCCUACUACGGCGAGGGUCAAGGUUACAUCGUUAUUAACCAGCUGCGUUGCGACGGCACCGAGUCCGAUAUCUCAACGUGCCGGUCCUACGAGUGGAAUCCCCCGGGAUCUAGCUCCUCCUUUGGGUGUUCGCACACGCAGGACGCGGGGGUCAACUGUAACGGCCAAACCCUAAUUCGGUUGUCCGAUGGAGUGUCCGAGCAAUCCGGUCGCCUGGAGGUUUUACAUAACGGCCACUGGGGCACGGUCAGCAGCUACGGCUUCGACAACCACGAUCUCGCGGUAGUCUGUAGGAUGCUCGGAUACGAAUAUUCGGCCAAUUCGUUUUACAUGCCUAACGGCUACUACGGUCAGGGUAUCGGGGAGGUGCUCGUGCGAGACCUGGCCUGUCACGGCAUGGAGUCCGACAUCGGGCUGUGUGGGGGCAACUGGUGGCCCAAGACAAACCCCGGCGACCAUAAUCAGGACGUCGGCGUCAACUGCGAUGGAGUUAUUCCCAUCCGUCUUGGCGGAGAUGGAAACGCUACGGCUGGGGUCGGUCGCGUGGAGAUCCUACACAACAGCCAGUACGGAACCGUUUGCUCCAGUAACUUCGACCGCCUCGACUUGGUUGUCGUCUGCCGUAUGCUCGGAUACAACAACAUUCCGACAAGCGCCUACUGGUACCACGGCCCAACAUACGCCCAGGGCUUGGGGGAGAUAACGGUAACCAAUCUAGCGUGCAAUGGCAUCGAGGGCAGCAUUGGUCAGUGCGGUGGCCAAUGGCCGGCCACUAGGAGCUGUAGCCAUGACAACGAUGUGUUUGUCAACUGUCUCGGUGCAUCUGAGAAGAUUCGCCUGGUAGGCGGCUCCAACAACUUCACGGGUCGGGUGGAGAUUUACCACGCCGGACAAUGGGGCACGAUAUGCGACAACUCAUUCGACCGCACCGACGCCGUCGUCAUCUGCAGGAUUAUGGGCUUCCAAAACCCUGAGCGUGCAGUGGCCUACACGCGGGCUCAUUUCGGUGCCGCGGACAGCCACGUUCCCAUGGUGAUGACUGACCUCCAAUGUAACGGCCUGGAGACGACCUUGGGUCAGUGUAACCCCACGUGGCAGUCGAAAUACUGCACUCACAACCAGGACAUAGGAGUUGAUUGCUGCCCAAGCUGCCAGCCGUCCAUCGUUGGUUGAAGAUUCUGUGUCGUCAUACUUCAUGUUGUCCUAAAUAAAUGUCGUUUUGAUAAAGUGUG
Molecule: messenger RNA, 2227 nt
Organism: Dreissena polymorpha
Lineage: Eukaryota; Metazoa; Mollusca; Bivalvia; Myida; Dreissenidae
Product: deleted in malignant brain tumors 1 protein-like
Exons: 16
Coding region: 84-2168 (694 amino acids)
Cellular component (GO): membrane
Source: RefSeq, a predicted model, not a curated record